Messenger RNA from Pyrus x bretschneideri (Chinese white pear), 2117 nucleotides. Its product is annotated as polyadenylate-binding protein 6-like. Gene Ontology annotation, cellular component: cytoplasmic stress granule; nucleus; cytosol. Gene Ontology annotation, molecular function: poly(A) binding; mRNA 3'-UTR binding; poly(U) RNA binding. The record is from RefSeq and is a predicted model, not a curated record. NCBI's taxonomy places the organism in Eukaryota, Viridiplantae, Streptophyta, Magnoliopsida, Rosales, Rosaceae.
ACACCUCCCUCUCCGUUGUAACAAACAGACAAAUCUCUAUCUCUCUCUCUCCCUCAAUUUCUCUCUCUUCUCUGAGCUGCAAUUCUUGAACUGCAAGGAAAAUGGCGGCAGAGCUCUCAGACCCCAAAACCCCAGUGCCGCCACCACCACCAGCCCCUCCACUACCGCCGACAGUAACAGUGCGACCGCAGGCGCCGGCCGAUCCUGAGAAUAAUUUCUCGCUGUAUGUUGGCGACCUGGACCCACACGUCACCGACGACGACCUCCUCGCUACUUUUCGUUUCAUCGGUCCCAUCGCCUCCGUCCGUGUCUGCCGUGACUCUCACUCCGGCGAGUCCCUCCGCUACGGCUAUGUCAACUUCUACUCACACUCUCACGCAUCCAAGGCUAUGGCUUGUCUGAACCACACUGAGCUGAAAGGGAAAACCAUGAGAAUAAUGUGGUGUCAGAGGGAUCCCGUUCCAAGGAAAACUGGUCUUGGAAAUGUCUUUGUGAAGAACCUUGACCCUGAAAUCACCAGCACUCACUUGCAGGACAUGUUCGGGGAGUUUGGGACUAUACACUCUUGCAAGGUAGCCGAAAUAAAUGGGAAGAGCAAGGGUUUUGGGUUUGUCCAGUUUGAAAAAGAGGAAUCGGCUAUGGCUGCUGUCAAUGCUCUCAAUGAUACAAUCAUUAAGGGGAAGAAGUUAUAUGUAUCGAAAUUUGUGAAGAAAAGUGAGAGGAUACCAGCCCAGGAUGAAUCCAAAUUUACGAAUCUGUUUGUGAAAAAUCUGGAUGAACAUGUAACUGAGGAUCUGCUUCGAGAGAUGUUCUCUCAGUAUGGAAGUGUUCAUAGUCUUGUCAUCAUGAAGGAUGAGAAAGGGAAGUCAAAAGGUUUCGGGUUUGUUAACUUUGAGUCACCAGAAGAGGCUAAGAAGGCUGUUGAGGGAAUGAAUGGUGCACUGCUGGGAUCAAAACAUUUGUUUGUAGGAAGGGCUCAAAAGAAAGCUGAGAGGGAAAAGCUUUUAAAAUGUAAAAAGGAAAUGCUGAACAGUCAGAUUGAGAAACUUGAGUCUACGAAUCUCUAUGUUAAGAAUCUAGCUGAAUCUGUUGAUGAUAGCAAAUUAGGAGAACAUUUCAGUGCCCUUGGGAAGAUUCUAUCGGCGAAGGUGAUGCGUGAUGGCAACGGGAUGAGCAGAGGUUUUGGUUUUGUUUGCUUCUCAACUCUUCAAGAAGCUGCAAAAGCUCUCAGUAAUCUUAACGGAGCUAUGUUUGAAGGAAGAAAACUUUAUGUGUCUGUAGCUCAACGAAAAGAAGAUCGCUGCAAGGCUUUGCAAGAUUACUAUACUCUUCAGCUGCGACAAAGAUCUUUGCAAUCUCCAAACUGGCCUGCCCUGCACCCGGUCCAGUACAGCGUUUCCCCAAGGCCUCCUACGGCUCCUCUACUAUGCCCGCCAGUCAUGCAUCAAAGUUUUGGUACUAAUGUUGAUGCGCAUUACCCUUUUGUUCUAAGCAGACAACCACAGUGGGGUAGCAGCACUAGGAAUGAGAAUUUCCAGAAGAAUUCCAGGACAUAUGCUAACUCAAAUGAUCAUACCAACUCUUGGAAUCAUGGAGGUUAUGAAGCUACAGGAUACCGGAAGAAGGUUUACAAACAGAGUGGAGCUGCUGCAGGAAGUUCAAGAUCAGCAACUACAGGAGGCAGAGCUCCUCUCACAGAAGCAUCAAUCACUGGUAGCUCCAACUCGAAGACAACUCUAAGGGAUCGACGCGGCUUGUUUGUUGAGAACCUUGAGCCUGGGCGUGCAGCACAGGUAACAGGAACAUCGGGAAUGCUGUGGGAGUUGAACAGUUCUGAGAAAGCAGCAGCUCAAGUUUUGAAGGUGGCAAAUGGUUCCAGGACCAGCAAAGAUCGUCUGUUCGCUAAGGGUGGCCGCUACUUGAGCUCAAAGCCGGUGUCAUUUUGCCUUUUGCCAUAUAGCUUUUUACUGCUACAGGUCCUAUCAAAGCAUUUGAUGCUCUCUUUUGGUAAAUUUGCAAAUCACUGCAAAAGAUUUGCUAAACGUUUAGCUUAAAUCUGACUAAUUGGAUCUGUAAUUCUCUUCAAUAGUAAUCAAUUAGAACAUGAUGUUUCUCUC